This is a messenger RNA of Akanthomyces muscarius, 1023 nucleotides long. RefSeq lists its product as uncharacterized. NCBI's taxonomy places the organism in Eukaryota, Fungi, Ascomycota, Sordariomycetes, Hypocreales, Cordycipitaceae. Bases 1 to 1023 code for a protein of 340 amino acids. Gene Ontology annotation, cellular component: nucleus; cytoplasm. The record is from RefSeq and is a predicted model, not a curated record. The transcript is spliced from 2 exons.
AUGAGGGCAAAGUGGAAAUCAUGGGCCAGGAUGGAGGCAAAGGACGUGAAAGACCAUCCACGGAUUGACGAUCCGCGGAAACCACCUGAAGAGAGUGGCUUCAUCCAGACGAGCAGCAUCACCAAAGAACAAAGGCGAGAGGCAUUCUCGCAAUUUGGUGAAGAAUUCGCCGACGAAGCCAGAGAAGACGUGCCCGUGUUGCACCAUCCUCUACUACCAGGCCUUCUGAUAGCACCUUCUCUCGUGCCACCCACCGUACAGAUAGCUGCGCUCGACAAGAUGCUGCAUCGGGACCUCAGCGACCGCAAGCACCAGACCAACCUCCAUCUCCACUACGACCUCCCCUACCUCGAGGGCGACGACGGCGAAACCGACGCCCCGCGGUCCCUCUUCUCCCUCGCGCCCGAGUCCCCCGUGCGCUUCACGCCCAAGGACCCCUCCGUGCACAAGCCGCUCUCCCCCAAGCAGGUCUUCUCGCGGCGUCUGCACUGGGUCACGCUCGGCGGGCAGUACGACUGGACCAACCGCGUGUACCCGGAGCAGGAGCGGCCGCCCCCGGCCUUCCCCUCGGACAUUGCGCGCUUUCUGCAGGCCAUGUUCCCCGCGACGGUCGCGCAGGCCGCCAUUGUCAACAUCUACACGCCCGGCGACACCAUGAUGAUGCACCGCGACGUCAGCGAGUUCACCGACAAGGGGCUCGUGAGCCUAAGCUUUGGCUGCGACGGGCUGUUUAUGAUUGCGCCCAACGUAAUGCCGGCAGCGGUGGGGGUUGAGGAGGAGGAGAAGAAGAAGAAGGCAGAGGUGGAGAAGGACUACCUGCUGCUAAGGCUGCGCUCGGGCGAUGCCAUCUACAUGACGCAAGAGUCGAGGUUUGCGUGGCACGGCGUGCCCAAGAUUGUGCCGGGCACGUGCCCGGAGUAUCUCGAGAACUGGCCGGCGCGCGAGGACGGGCAGUUUGGAGCGUGGGAGGGCUGGAUGAAGAACAAGCGUAUAAAUCUCAAUGCUCGACAGGUGCGAGACUAG